Molecule: messenger RNA, 616 nt
Organism: Lathyrus oleraceus (garden pea)
Lineage: Eukaryota; Viridiplantae; Streptophyta; Magnoliopsida; Fabales; Fabaceae
Product: 18.1 kDa class I heat shock protein
Exons: 1
Coding region: 60-581 (173 amino acids)
Source: RefSeq, a predicted model, not a curated record
CCUUCACAUUGUACACAAGCACUAUCAACUAUCAACACAUCCAAUUCACCGUAAAGAAAAUGUCACUCUUUUCCAAUAGUAUCUUUGGUCGAAGAAGAUCAAAAUCACCACAAGAUCAUCAUCAUCAUCAUCACCAAUCAAGGAACAACCACCCAUCACACCAAACCCAUGGUUAUGAAGUUUCUCAAACCCACACACCCCAUAUAACACUACCACCAAAUUUCCACGAGCCAUCACCAAUUGUCGACACCAUUGACAUAGAGUGGAAAGAAACCCCUGAAGCUCAUGUUUUCAAAGCACAUCUUCCGGGGAUGAAACGAAGCGACGUGAGAGUUGAAGUUGAUGAUGACAGAAUGCUAUGUAUCAUUUGUGAGAAGAGUGUCGAAAUGGAAGAACAAAGUGGUGGAUGGCACCGUAUUGAGGUUGCUAGUGGUCAUUUUGUUCAGCGUCUUACUUUGCCUGAAAACUCUAAGGUUGAUCAUGUUAAGGCUUAUAUGGAUAAUGAUGUGCUCACUAUUAAUGUUCCUAAGAAUAGAGUUGUCAACAAACGUGUUAGGAAUGUUCAAGUUUCUCAUGUUUGAGAACUUAAUUACCACCGUGUCUAAGUGUAGUGAGA